AUGUGGCCGUCAAGUUACAAAAUUAAGGGAUCUCUGGCAACACUGUGGUUUUUGACAUAUAGCCCUUAUUCUACCACACCUCUUCGAUAUAACUCUUAUCCUAAUUCCUCUAAUGCGUCGCUUCGCAGUAGUGACACCAAUCUCACUAGUCACACCAGUCGCACCAGUCGCACCAGUCACACCGACAUGAUUCGCCAGAUAACCAAGCCUGAUAAGUGGGCUACCGGAAAUCGAGCGUGGCUGUGGAUCGUUCCGAACCAUCUAGAAGGCAGCGCGGAUAAGCACCCGAAUGGUUAUCUUCUUAAUAGUAUGUUGACUCCAUAG
Molecule: messenger RNA, 324 nt
Organism: Orbilia oligospora ATCC 24927
Lineage: Eukaryota; Fungi; Ascomycota; Orbiliomycetes; Orbiliales; Orbiliaceae
Exons: 2
Coding region: 1-324 (107 amino acids)
Source: RefSeq, a predicted model, not a curated record